UGUUUUAAAUCCCAUCCCCGUUCGGCCUCCGCCCCUCGUCUCGUCUCGACUCGAUCUCCGCUCCCAAAGCCCUCAAUUCUGAAUCCCUCCUAGUCCCAUCGGAUCUCCAUGGCGCUCAAGGCCGUGCACGUCUCUGACGUCCCCUCGCUCGACCAGCUGCCGGAGGCCCCCGUCGUCGCCCUCUCCACCUCCUCCCGUCUCCACAAAGGGGCGGGAUGGGUGAACAAGGCGGAGAGGCUGGUGGUGAUCGGGCACCGAGGGAAGGGGAUGAACGCGCUGGCGUCGCCGGACCCGCGGCUGAGGGAGGUUAAGGAGAACUCGCUCCGCUCCUUCAACGAGGCCGCACGCUUCCCCAUCGACUUCGUUGAGUUCGACGUCCAGGUCACCAAAGAUGGCUGCCCCAUCAUCUUCCAUGACGAUCUCAUACUCACCGAAGACGAAGAUGGAAAGAUUUCCGAGAAGCUUGUCACCCAUCUUUCCUUGGAGGAGUUCCGUUCCUACGGCCCCCAAAGAGAUCAUCAUACAAAGGUGGGGAAACCAUUGCUGAGGAAGGCAAAAGACGGGCGAAUCCUGAACUGGGCCGUCAAAGCAGAUGACUCGUUUUGCACGCUGCAAGAAGCAUUCCAAGGUGUCGAUCCCCGUGUCGGCUUCAACAUCGAGCUAAAGUUCGUCGACGAUGUCGUCUACGAAGAAGAAGAGCUCACUCGAUCGCUUCGAGCGACCUUGCGAGUUGUCUACGAGUUCGCCAACGAGAGGUCAAUCAUCUUCUCGUCCUUCCAGCCCGACGCCGCACGACUAAUUCGCAAACUCCAAAAUGACUACCCUGUGUUCUUCCUCACCAAUGGAGGAACGCAGAUCUACGGGGAUGCAAGGAGAAACUCCUUGGAUGAGGGAAUCAAGCUCUGCUUGGCAUACGGCUUGCAGGGAUUAGUGUCCGAAGUCAAAGCCAUCUUUAUGAAUCCAACAGCUAUAGCCAUAAUCAAAGAUUCCAAACUUGCCCUCCUAACAUACGGACAACUGAACAACGUUCCCGAGGCAGUCUACAUGCAGCACCUCAUGGGGAUCAACGGCGUGAUCGUGGACUUGGUCCAAGAUAUCACUGAGGCUGUUUCGGAGUUCAUCAGCCCGGACGCAGAAGAUGCGGUCGAGGCAAAGGUGAAGGAGGCUUCGAGGCCCAAGUUUUCCCAGCAUGAGCUUUCGUUUCUGUUGAGGCUCAUACCUCAACUGGUACAACAAUGACACUUACUGUCGUCUUCGUGUACGAGAUUAUGUAGAAUUUUUUUCGAUGUUCCCCUUCAGGGGUAAUCGCUGUACACUAAUUUGAUAUGGGCUCUCACUCUUUCUUCGA
This is a messenger RNA of Musa acuminata AAA Group (dessert banana), 1348 nucleotides long. RefSeq names its product glycerophosphodiester phosphodiesterase GDPD1, chloroplastic-like. Bases 109 to 1239 code for a protein of 376 amino acids. The transcript is spliced from 8 exons. Gene Ontology annotation, molecular function: phosphoric diester hydrolase activity. The record is from RefSeq and is a predicted model, not a curated record. Gene Ontology annotation, biological process: glycerophospholipid catabolic process. Lineage: Eukaryota; Viridiplantae; Streptophyta; Magnoliopsida; Zingiberales; Musaceae.